Ananas comosus (pineapple) is the source of this 1383-nucleotide messenger RNA. Its product is annotated as ribosomal RNA-processing protein 8. Gene Ontology annotation, cellular component: nucleolus. The coding region runs from base 115 to 996 and encodes 293 amino acids. NCBI's taxonomy places the organism in Eukaryota, Viridiplantae, Streptophyta, Magnoliopsida, Poales, Bromeliaceae. The transcript is spliced from 9 exons. Gene Ontology annotation, molecular function: methyltransferase activity. The record is from RefSeq and is a predicted model, not a curated record.
UUGGGCUACUUCAAAAUUCCCGAGAACCCUCCUCGGUGCGGGUGGACGCCUCGGAGAAGAAAUUCGCGAGCCGAGCCAAGCCAGGCCACCCCUUCUCACCCGUCGAAACCGCCGAUGCAGACGCCUCCGCAGGCGGCGGCCAGGAAGCGGAAAUCAAGACGGCGGCGGCCGAAGAAGCGCUCCAGCAACCCUUCUUCCGUCGGUGCCUCGAAAGUGAAAGAGGAUGAGAAGGAGACGGACGAGGCAGAGCCGCGCCCGUCGUCCGCAAACGUGAAGCGGCGAAAACUCGAAGCCGCUCCCUCCAACAAAAGCAGCCCGCCGAGCUUCCUGGAUAAGAUGCGAGCAAGGUUAUCUGGAGGUCAUUUUCGAAUGAUAAAUGAGAAAUUAUACACUUGCAGUGGAGAGGAAGCAUUUGACUACUUCAAAAAUGACCCAGAACUAUUUAAUGUGUAUCACACAGGAUAUCAAGAACAGAUGUCACAUUGGCCAGAACAACCAGUUAAUAUAAUCAUUAAAUGGUUGAGGAGUCACAGUUCUUCUUUGACAGUUGCUGAUUUUGGAUGUGGGGAUGCAAGGAUAGCAAGAAAUGUAAAGAACAAGGUCUUUUCCAUUGAUCUUGUUUCCAAUAUCCCAUCGGUAAUUGCUUGUGAGAUGUCUCAUACCCCAUUGGAUUCGUCUUCUAUUGAUGUUGCUGUUUUUUGCCUUUCACUAAUGGGGACCAACUACCCAAGUUACCUGAAGGAGGCAAACAGGGUUCUAAAGCCAUGUGGUUGGCUUCUGAUAGCUGAAGUCAGGAGCAGGCUUGAUCCAAAUAAUGGAGGUGCUGAUCCCGAUAAAUUCUCUGAAGCUGUCGAUCAGCUCGGCUUUUCUUUAGUCUCGAAGGACAUGACAAACAAAAUGUUUAUUCUGUUCUACUUUAAGAAGAGGGAAAGAUGUUCAUCAGUUGCGCGCAUUAGAUGGCCAGAUCUGAAACCGUGCAUGUACAAGCGUCGCUGAAUCCAAGCCACCAUGACCACUUGUUGGUGAAGUUUACAGCCGCAAGCUGCUUCUUCUUCUGUUUUUUCGCUUCUCCCUCAAAUGAUUAUGGGAAAAGAAGAUGCAUCUUUCUUUCCUCGGUUAAGAACACACGCAGUGGUAUUUAUGCGAUCUUUGUUAUCAGAUUGUAACUUCAUGAGGAUUGACUUUGCAUGUUGUAUGUUGGUGAAAAUGUAUGGACAACUGUAGGCGAUUCUGAGUCAGACCCCCUCUACUUCAAGAUUUUCUGAUUGUUUUUGUUUUUUUUUUUUUCUUUUAAACUUGAAGUUUGAGGGGUUUAGGGUAAAUCUUAAAGUUGAGGGGUAUUUUAUAAUAAUAAUUUUAAACCGUCGGAGCUUAUUCAUCGAA